Molecule: messenger RNA, 3787 nt
Organism: Sphaeramia orbicularis (orbiculate cardinalfish)
Lineage: Eukaryota; Metazoa; Chordata; Actinopteri; Kurtiformes; Apogonidae
Product: B-cell receptor CD22
Exons: 17
Coding region: 139-3237 (1032 amino acids)
Source: RefSeq, a predicted model, not a curated record
ACCUGCAUGACUGAGCAUGCAAAUCCAGAUUUGCAGUCAACUGUGUUUUUUACAUCUUUUAUUUUGUGUGGGUGCAUGUGUGUUGCAGACUGCAGUAAGUGGCUCCACUGAGAUAUAAAAAAAACAGUGUCAUUUCAGAUGGAGCUGCAGCUCCACAGGAUGAUGACAGCUCCAACCGUCUACUGGUUGUUAUUUCUGGGCCAAAUAACAGGUGUUUCCUAUGGAAAUGCACUCUUUACAAUAUCUAAGUCAUCCCUGACAGCUACAGAGGGCUCAUGCAUUGAAAUAGAAUGCACUGUCACAGGACAAAUUGCAGAUGAUGUCAGUGCACACUGGUUUUGGGUAAAAGAUGCAAAAUGGAAUGACAAUAAAGGAGAUUUUUUUGGGACUAUUGUUUAUAGCAACAAGAAUACAUCAGACCAUCCUCUCAGUCCAGACUUUAAAGACAGAGUGACAUAUACCGGAUCUCCAAGUUUCUCCAGCAGAAAUGACCCCUCGCAGAAUACACUGUGCAGUAUUUUCAUCUGCAACCUGAAAACCUCAGACACAGGACAAUAUUCCUUCAGAUACAAUGGAGACAAGAAAUGGAUAACUAAACCAAAUGCAAGUCUUACAGUGAACGAAAAUGAAUGUCUGGUCUCUUUUAAUAAACCAGAGGCUGUGAUAGAAUCUGGCUGGAUAAGCCUCAUAUGUUCGACUUCGAGUUUAUGUUCUUCACGCCCACAAAUCAAAGGUGUGACACAGCGGACCAAUGAGGCAACAUAUUCUCUAAAUACACGUCAAAGCAACCGAGUCACAGACGCAUUUGAAGCCACUUGGGAGGAUGAUGGCAAAGAGUUCUCCUGCCAAAUUGAAAAUAACCAAGACAAAUACUUGGUUCGGAACAUCAGCAUAACUGUAGAACAUGCUCCCAGAAAUACAGUGGCUCAUACAAUCCCAAACGACAUUAAAGAAGGGGAUCCGGUGACUCUCAAAUGCUCCUCCAGUGGACGUCCCAUUCCCACCUUUGAAUGGUUUGAACAUGGCACAAAUGAAAAAAAGUUCUCAGGUUCAGAGUGGACAAUCCCAUCAGUCCAACUGUCAGAUGCUGGACAAUACUACUGUAAAGCUCACAACAAAUAUGGGAACAACAUCUCAAAUGUGAUCCAACUUAUUGUUACAUAUAAACCUCGUGUUGAGGUGAUAGUGGUGUCACCUCAGCCUCCGUUUAUACAAGGGGAAAGAGUUGAUUUAAGUUGUAAUGUGGUAACAAGCAACCCAUUACCUACCUCCUACAGGUGGUUUAAAAACCGGGCUCAGGUUGGUAGUAGAAUGACAUAUGUUAUUAACAGGAUUGAGCCUGAGGACAGUCAGUCUUACACAUGUGAAGCGACGAACACUGUGGGCACUGGAAAGUCACGCCCUCUACAAAUGAACAUUCACUAUAAGCCGAGGAACACAAGCAUUAUCAUUGAACCUCAAAAAGUGAGAAAGGGUGAGCGCCUGACUUUCACAUGUAAGACUGAUGCCAAUCCCACCCCUGGAACGUACACCUGGUAUCGCUACAGUAACAACACACACUUAGACUCAUCGCUGUGGAAGUCAAAGACAACAAAUGAAAACAGCCUACUUUUGGAGAAAGUACAAGUGGACGAUGAAGCCUGUUACAUGUGUAACGCCACCAACUCCGUGGAUCCCGGGGACAACAGCCAACCGGGUUGCGUAGAUGUACUGUAUCCUCCCACCAACCUCACACUGACCAUGGUCACUGACAUCACUGAAGGCCAGUGGAUCACCAUCAACUGUACUGUGAAAAGCUCUCCAAAAUCAGACCUCAGCUUAAAAUGGUCCUCAAAGGAGCUUCAGAAAACCAAUAGAAACAACACUCUCCGCCACACAUUCCAAGUCACUUCAGCCCACACAGGAAAUUACAUUUGCCACGCCCACAACAGCGAAGGAUCACCACAAAGCACAGAGAGGAAGCUGGUGGUCAAAUAUAGUCCCAAAAAUGUGAGGGUGUCCGCCUCUCCGGGUCUAACUGUCAAUGAAAACACAAUGCUGAAGCUGGAGUGCAGUGCUGAGUCCCACCCACCUGUGAGGUCUUUCAUUUGGUUAAAGCGUAAAGAUGGGCAGGAUGUAUUCUUGAAAGAGGGUCAGACUUUGGUUGUGAAGCCUGUGACUCCCAGUGACAGUGGACGCUACAGCUGUAAGGCCAGCAAUGAGAUUGGAAAUGGAACAUCACAACCGGUCGAUGUUAAAGUCAGAUAUGCUCCAAAACACACUGAGAUCAUAAGGCUAGAGGAGCAGCAGCAGCCUGAUGGGACCAGGACAGUGAAGCUGAAGUGCAGCAGCAGCCGCAGUUAUCCUGAAGUCAAACAGUACAGGUGGUACAUGAAGGAUCAACAUGGAGAUGUGAAGGUGUCUGACCAACAAAUCCACACAGUUACCUCUGACAAGCCAGGACUGUACUACUGCAUCGCCCAGAAUGAAAUUAGUGGAAAAAUGUCAGAACCAGAGCCUGUGUUUAUGAAUCGAGACUUUAUAAAGAUCAUCAUCCUUGCUCUUAUUAUUCUCCUCAUUAUUGUCAUCAUUUUCUUUGUUUACAGACACAGGAGGAGGAAAUCUAGUCAACAAAGAGUUGUGAACACCCUGCCCUGGUGGAGCUCUGUCACUUCUCUGGGCAGGUGUUAUGGUGCCAGGAGGCCAGAGGCAGGCUUGGCCUUGGCAGAGCCUUCCAGGAGCAGGGAUGACCUGCUGCUGCCAGCCCGGCCAUGUGGUCAAAACGGCCAACAGAGCCAGCACCGUCCAGACAACACUGGUGCCUCCAGCAUCAGCACCAUUUACUGCACCGUGAAAUACCCCACAGGACAAGAGAGUUCUACACAAAAACCACACAGCAGACACCAAGGUGGACGUGAACUAGACGACUUCCUCAACUAUGCCUCUCUACACUUCGACAAGAAGCCAAAGAACAGACCACAAAAAGCAAACACGGAAGUUGUGUAUGCGGCGGUCGCUAAGUCAAAGCCCCUUAAAAAGAAUGAAUCAGAAGUUGUGACAGUCUAUGGGAACAUUAAUGAAGGACAUAAAGGGAAACCUCCAAACCUCCUUAUCUAUGACACAGACACCAGUGAAGAUGAAGCGGACAUCAGCUACACACAGGUGAACUUUGUGGCAAAGCCAGGAUGUAAGAAAAACACAGGAGACUCCAGCAGCUCAGAUGAGGAACAGACUCAGUACAGCCAGGUCAAAUUAUGAGUUCAUAAAUGUAGUCUAAUAUUACUGUACAGGUAUUAUCAUUACAUCUUAUUAUUAUUAUCAUCAUUAUUUUAAUUAUUGCUUGUUGUUUAUUUUCAGUGUAUAUAUUUCAGUAAUGUGAAGGUUAUUAACUGAAUUUAUGUAUGAAUCUAAAACUGUAAAAAAAAAAAAAAAAAAAAAAAAAAAGUUUAUUAAUGCUUUUUAGACUAAACACAAAGACUGUGGAUGAAUGUAUUUUACAUUUAUUGGCAUAGCUUUGCCUUUGUGGACAUGCUACAGCAGUGAUAUGGCUACAAUGAGCAGUUUUUGAAAAAUAUUACAGUUAUUUGCAAAUAAAUUUUUUUUAUACCAAAAUCACUGUCAGUUUCUUUUUUUUUUAAGUUUGCUUAAAAGUUAGAAUAAAAAAUGGGGUACAAACAAUAAAGCUAAUGAGCUUAAUGUGAGACAGUUAAGUUUUCUGUGAAGGAUUGUAAGAAGGUUAAUGAUGAAGUACGAAAAUGGUUCAACUUCAGCAGAAAGACAUAUUUGUGAUUUACAGUACAUACUGACA